Messenger RNA from Cercospora beticola, 1252 nucleotides. It is a transcript of the gene MTC2, whose product is annotated as Mtc2p. NCBI's taxonomy places the organism in Eukaryota, Fungi, Ascomycota, Dothideomycetes, Mycosphaerellales, Mycosphaerellaceae. The record is from RefSeq and is a predicted model, not a curated record.
CGCACGCAUCUCCUCUGCCACAUCGAGACAGAUGAUGCACUGAAUGCCGUCGGGCGAGCAUACGCUCCGAUACUAUGGACACCUCAAUACUGGAGCGUGUCGAAGAACUCGAUGAUCUGGAACUGGCUCUUCUAGUAUCUACAGUUGCUCAAGUGCACUGCAUCUUCUCCACAGCCGUGGACGCCGUCAAGAAUAUACAAGAAGAACUCCGGCUAUCUUGCAUUGAUCUGUUCGGUCUUCAACCCGCCGUGGUGGAAUGCACUUCACGAACAACCGUAGACGAGUUCAAUGAGGGCGUACUCAUCGACAACGAGGAAAGCCUAGAAGAUGCGGUCCAACGAGAUUACACCAAGGCUCGUCCAAGUCUACUGGUCAACUUCACGCCUGUACGUCAAGCGAGUCCUGGCGGCAGUAGGAUGGGAAGCAUAGCCAACCUCGAAGAAAAGCGUAUCGCGGAUGUCAUUAUUGCCACCGGCCUGGACGCUGCGCCCGAGAACGUGCAGAUUCAAGUUUUUGAAUUGAUCAGGUCUGGCCGUAUCUUCACGCGGUCUGCCAUGCACGUCGCACCAAAGGAUUUGCUCUUCAUCACUGUCCUCUCGAAACCUGACGCACGCCUGACCCGACAUCUCAAUGACUGUUUCUGCGUGUCACAUUUUCACAGCCCGGAUGAAGGCUUGCCGCAUCUGGACAGCCACUUCAACUCGAAAUACUUCGCGCCGCCAACGUUCUCAGCAGCAGACAUCAAGCGGCUUACAGAACUUACGCAAUCCGUAGAGAUGACUGCUGAGAUAGCUCAAUAUCUACACAACGUCGUCGUCUUCAUGCGCAAUAGCCGUUACGUGAAAGCAGGAGUUACGGCCACUGCUACUCGACAGCUCAGAAUACUUGCCAUAGCGCUUGCACCUCUUCAUGGACUCGACUACGUGCCACCUUCGCUGAUCGCACUGGCAGCACGCAAGAUUUAUCCGCAUCGACUUGUUCUGGCCAACUCAGAGAAUGAGAGGAGUCUGCUUUGGGGAAGUGACCCACGUGCCAUUAAGCAGUUGCUGGAAGGAGUCACAGUCGAGGAUGUCAUAGAGGAUGUCCUUGCGAGCGUCGACACACCGCUUUGAGCCAACGGCGCUCACAUGUUCUUUGCAUGACCCGCAACGAAGCUACACUCUACAGCCAAGGGUGUUUUGACAGCGACACGUUCCUUCCCGAUGCGCCAUUGCCGCCUGUCGCCAUAAAUGGCGGUGCUUCGGCACCCUGU